AUGUCAAGAAUCACAACUAAUAGUUCAAUUACUCCCGGUCGAAUACGAAAAUUUCCACAUGGUACAUCAAAUACUCAACCUGUAUUCAUUGAUGAUGAUGAUGAUGAUGAUGAAACAAUUGAAAAUGAAUUUGAUGAAAAUUAUCCAAUUAUUCAUGAUGUGCCAUUUUAUAGUCAACAGCAACCUCGACCAUCUGUUCCAUAUCGAAGCAAUAAAAAAACUACAGGUACUUAUACACCUCAAACAAAACGUAAACGUGCUCAAGAUCAAGUUACAAGUGUUGUUCCUGAUUCACUUAAAGAAUGUAUGGAUACCAUGCAAAGUAUGCUUAAAGAAAUGAAUCGAAAGAUCGACGUGAUCAACCAAAAAGAAGAACUUUUUGAGAAAAAACUCGAUCAUAUGGACAAGCACAUUAAUGGUUUAGUUCGUAAAGCACGUGAGUAUCCAGCAGUACAAGAACCACCAAAAGAAAUUCCUAUUGUUAAAUAUAAUAAUACAAAUUUACUAUUGGGUCCAUUCGAUCCAACUCCACCUGGUCUAAUGAAACACUUGAUCAACAAAUUGUUUACUGAACAAGAAAUAAGAAAUCGUCAACAUGAACAGAUUAAUGAACGAACAUUAAAAAUACAAGAAGCAAUUCAAGCAUAUUUUUAUCAAGGUGAUCAAGAUGCAGUUGAUUUGUUCUGGGAUGGUCAUGGAAAAAUUGUUCGUGAAAAUCAGCGUCGAGGACGUUUACAUCGACAUAAACUACGAGCUGAAGAUGAAACACAAACAAAUACACAAACAACAACAGAUAAAACAACAGUUAAUGAUGAUAAUCAAUAA
Rotaria sordida is the source of this 825-nucleotide messenger RNA. NCBI's taxonomy places the organism in Eukaryota, Metazoa, Rotifera, Eurotatoria, Philodinida, Philodinidae. The record is from the annotation of a GenBank genome assembly.